Molecule: messenger RNA, 2014 nt
Organism: Ceraceosorus bombacis
Lineage: Eukaryota; Fungi; Basidiomycota; Exobasidiomycetes; Ceraceosorales; Ceraceosoraceae
Source: the annotation of a GenBank genome assembly
AUGCCCAUGUCCUUUGGGCGCGCCAGCAAAGCCAAAGGAGGUAGUCUCUCGUCGCACAUGGGCUCAAAGGACCAGGACUCCGCCUCCGCCUCUGUGGUUCCUUCAUUGGGACUCAAGUACGAUACUCCCACUGCAGCAGGCAUGCGUGAAGACGCUACCAGCGAGCGUCGCAGGCCCAUUGGACCAGCCAAGAGACCUGCUACCUCUGAUGACGAUGGCAAUGACGAUGACGAUGACGAUGACGAUGACGAUGACGAUGGGCUGACUGUGGAGGAGAGGGCGGCGAAUAGAGAAUUAGAUCGACGGCGGCAGGAAGCGGGAGAUGAUGAGGAUGAUGAUAGUGACGAGGAUGGUAGCGUCGACCUGGGACCGGAACCUGGUGAUGGACAGGGCGGAAGUGGACAGAUGCCGAUUUCCGACUCCGUCGAUCUGAGAGAUCACUCAAAGGUGCGUUCACCCUCACCGCAUUCAGAGAUUUUGCUUUAACGAUGCAUUCGAUUACUGAGCAAGAGGAUGCUUGUGGCUCUGAUAGACAGUCUCGGCUCUUGCCGUGGAUCAUGCAGGUGCCAGAGUAGCUACUGGCGGCUUCGAUUACGACGUCAAACUGUGGGAUUUCGGCGGCAUGACGUCAGCAUUCCGCCCGUUCAAGAGCUGGGAACCGGCAGGAACGUACUGGGUACACGAUUUGGCGUGGUCAGCCAGCGGUGAUCAACUAUUGGUGGCAAGCGGAACACCCCAGCCGAAGCUCUUCGACCGAGAUGGCAACUUGCUGUCAACCUUCAACAAGGGAGAUAUCUAUAUUCGGGACAUGAAGAAUACCAAGGGCCACGUUGCUGAGGUCACUUCUUGCGUUUGGCAGCCUCACCAUCCUGGCACGUUUGCCACUGCCAGCGCAGAUAGCUCGCUGAGAUUAUGGUCUGUGGAGGAUCCAACUAAACAACAAAAGGUCAUUGUGGUCCGAAGCAAAGAGCGCGGCACCAGGACGAAGGUCACUUCCAUGACUUUUAGCCACGACAGCAGGACCAUUGCGGCAGGGUGUUUCGAUGGAGCUUUGCACGUAUGGGGCUCCAACACAAACGCAGCUCGACCUGAUAAGAGCAUUGAAAAUGCGCAUGAAAGGAAUAACGAGACCUCAAGCGUGGUUUUUUCGAGGGACAAUCACACCUUGGCCACCAGAGGUGGGGACGACACCGUGAAGCUAUGGGACUUGCGAUCGUUCAGACGUCCACUGGCGACUAGAGAUAAUUUGCCAAACGAUUACGGUCAAACCAGCGUCAUUUUCAGCUUAGACGAAAGGACCAUCCUGACUGGCACGUCUGUAGUGAGAGCGCAAGGCUCCGAAGAACUAAUGAGAGCCAAUGAAGCAGGCGAAGCACCUCGAGUGGUCAAGGACGGCGCUAUCGAGGUUAUGUCUCGAGACGAUCUUUCUCCUAUCCAACGGAUCUCUGUGGGGAAAGGCAACUCUGUUGUCCGGCUUCACUGGGCGUCUAAGAUCAAUCAGCUUCUGGCCUCCACGUCUUCCGGCGGCGUUUCGGUCUUCUACGACCCUCAAAUUUCGAGCCGCGGCGCACUUUUGUGCGUUGGCAAGCGCGCGAAGACGCAGAGGGUGGUGGACAGCUACGCCGAGAUGCCCAUCAUCACGCCUCUGGCAGGAGAUGCAGUAUCGCGAGGGCAAGGAACAAGCCAAGCAGCGAAAAAGAGAAGGCUGGAGAAGAUGAGGCAAGAUUCUCAGGCGAGCAAAAUGCCGGAAAGGCCCAUGGCUGGGCCUGGUAAAGGAGGUAGGAUUGGCGCUGCUGCGACGCAACAUGUCGUGCAGAGUAUCUGGACCGGCAAUACCAGGACGGAGGAUCCGAGAGAGGCUUUGCUCAAGUAUGCGGAUAAGGAGGAAGGGAAGGACAAACAGUGGACUGGAGCUUGGAGCAAGACUCAACCCAAGGCUAUCUACGCUCAGGGUGAUGAUGAUGAUGAUGAUGAAGGCAAUGGACAGGAUCAAGAGCGUCAAGGAAACAAGUAG